Molecule: messenger RNA, 849 nt
Organism: Lactuca saligna
Lineage: Eukaryota; Viridiplantae; Streptophyta; Magnoliopsida; Asterales; Asteraceae
Source: the annotation of a GenBank genome assembly
AUGUCUGAAACCUUCAAACCGAUUUCAGAAUUGCAUUACGGAUCUCCAGGAACAACACUUCAGGGUGGUGCAAUUCAAAUUUUAGGGCAAAGAAAAGAUCAAGGCUAUGUACAAUCUAUCCUACAAGUUUCCAAAGGUUAUACUAUUUCAAAUUAUGGAUGUAGAGAGCCUAAUUCCUAUAAAAAGUGGAUAGACAAUCCAAUAUACAUCGCUAUCGGCAUGGCUUCUUCCAUAACAUUACUUCCAGAUACUAAUACUAUUCCUCGAAAUUGGUUCAAGUUUAUAUCAAAAGGACAGAUUCCAGACUUUGUUGACCAGUGCCCAGACUUUUUAGGAAUAUUCGUGAAGUUUAGAAGUCGCUUCAAGAAGAACAACGAACCCUUCUUCCUUCCAAUUCUCAAAAAUGAUUCGUUCAAACUCUCAGGAACUAUUACUGACCCAACUAACUUCGUGGAUGUAACUUUCACUGACAAUGUUAUGCAAAAACUAACGGGUACAACAUCAGAAAUGCUAAUAGAUGAAAAAGAUCCGGAUAACAUAAAGAAAUUACCAUCCGCAGUCAACGAGAUUAAAGGCUUAGUUAAGAAAAUGGCAUUGCAGAUGAUGAAAACAUCCACCAAUGAUAACCUUUGUUUCAUCAUCACUGAUGUCAAAGAAAAUACAAUUAAACAGAAUCCAACCCCAUUUACACCGACUCCAAAAACUCCACCGAAUACCAAAACAACCAACAUCCAUUCUUCAUCAUCUUCUGGACCACAUCAGCAUUUAAGUAGAAGAUCUCUCACUUAUGAACGUGAAGAUAACGAAGAAUCGUCGGCCCCACCAAAAUGUUCAUGCUAUCUACAAUAA